Molecule: messenger RNA, 1247 nt
Organism: Fomitopsis serialis
Lineage: Eukaryota; Fungi; Basidiomycota; Agaricomycetes; Polyporales; Fomitopsidaceae
Exons: 1
Coding region: 282-959 (225 amino acids)
Source: RefSeq, a predicted model, not a curated record
GGUGACUACCCUCGAUCUGGUUCAAACUCUGGCUACACUGCCGCUGUCCACGAUGCUCAAGCAAGUAGUUCUGCUCUGGCCUACACAGAAACUUGUCCCGAUAAUCUGCACGGCUAUAACUCUGGCAGCUCGGACGAUCUCGCUCAUGGUGUCAUGAUGCCCUCAGAGUUCGGGGUUUGUCGUCCUGCUUCCUCGUCUGCAAGAAAGUACGGGACCAUCCGCAAUUCUCUAGCCUCAACUUCGACCUGGACACGCUGGACAACAUCCCUGCUUCUGGCCGCAUGAACCCCUUGGGCACGUCUCCGUCUCCGUACCAGCCGCGCAAGUCAGCGUCUACGUUCACAUCUCCUUUUACGUCCACGCCUGGUACCAUGCGUAACAAGUUGCGCAAGAAGAGUCGGCCGGAAACCACCCCAUCUUCCGUGUCUAUACAGCCCCCCAUCCUUGACUUGCCUCCUGGUGUCGAGCAAAUCGGUCAUGGCAUCGGCUACACGCGUCGGUCAGAUCCGGUCUACUCGCGCCUCUCCUUCCCCACCGUCACUCCGAGAUCUUGCCAGGCCAUCUUCUCCAGAGAAUGCUUUCCCGGCCUCUCACCUCGGCACGGACGCAAGAAGACCGGGAGGAAGAGCAGCGAGCGCUACGAGCGGCCGGAGGGUGGGGUCUCUGCCAUGAACGAGGACACCCAAAGCGAAGACCCAAUGGAUGCCAUCAUGGAGGAAGUGCAUGGACCUAGGUGGAAUCUAGGCUCGUCGACGAGCGAUGUCUCGCACGCUGGUGGGGCGGACCCGAGAGCGUACUUGGCACUCGUUAGGACCACCGUAGGCUUGGGCAUAGGAGAGACUGCUCUGGACUCGACUCGUGAACAACUGCCUGCUUUCCCUGCGGAACUCUCGACGCUCAGCCCGGACAGCACCUUGCGACUCGUGUCUCCCUCUCUUCGCGACUUGCACAACCCCUAGGCUUGGGUACUCCCUCCCCCUGUGGCUCGGCCCUGGCUCUCUCAAGUCCGCUUUCGAUCAUCAUCGACAGCGACGCGUUGGCGUCAAGAACACUCCUAUCAGCGACCUCGAGCUGUCGCACUGACUCUACAGAGUUCGUUCUUCUGAAUCGACCUUGCGUAAUAGCGAUCUCUUCGUUCAUUUGGCCCCUGUCUUGUCCCUCAAUCCUGUUCGCUUUGUGUAUACAAUGUCAUUGGUUGUAGCUGGACCCUACUUUAUGAUUCAUUUAAUUUAUGUUGUUGUCGUAGG